GGUGAUGGCGGGCGGCAUGGCGCCCGGCAGCCGCGGGCAGCGGGCGCGCUGAGGUUUCGUGCCAUGCUGGGGGCUCGGGGCGGGUGGCAGGCUCUCCGCCGCUGCGCCUCCCGGCUUAGGGCGCGGCGGCUGCUGGUCCGGGAGGCGCUGGGGGCCCGGGAGCCGGCUGACGGGGUGCAAGUGCAGGGCUGGGUCCGCUCUGUCCGAUCGCAGAAGGAGGUUUUGUUCCUGCAUAUAAACGAUGGGAGUUCAUUGGAAAACCUCCAGGUGGUUGCUGAUCCCAGCCUGGAAAAUAGAGACCUGACUUUUGGAAGUGCAGUGGAAGUGCAAGGGAAGCUGAUCAAAAGUCCUCACAGGAUGCAAAACAUGGAGUUGAAAGCUGAAACCAUCCGUGUGGUGGGACCUUGUAAUACUUGGUCAUUUCCUCUGAAAAUGAAGGAGAGGCACCCACUGGAGUAUGUCCGGCAGUUCCCUCACCUGCGAUGCAGAAACAACACACUUGGUUCCCUUUUGAGAAUCCGCAGUGAAGCUACUGCAGCCAUCCACUCCUUCUUCCAGGAUAAUGGCUACAUACAUAUUCAUACCCCCAUAAUUACAUCAAAUGACUGUGAAGGUGCUGGGGAGCUCUUUCAAAUUGAGAUGUCAAAUGAGGCAAGGGAAUCUGUGGAAAAGACCCAUUUCUUCAACGUACCUGCCUUCCUGACAGUUUCUGGCCAGCUCCAUUUGGAAGUGAUGGCGGGGGCUUUUACCCAUGUGUUCACCUUCGGCCCGACAUUUCGAGCAGAAAACUCGCAGAGUCGCCGGCACCUGGCAGAGUUCUAUAUGGUGGAGGCUGAGCUGUCCUUCACUGAAAGCCUCCAAGACAUCAUGCAGGUUAUGGAAGAUCUUUUCAAGACAGCAACAAGCACUGUGCUCUCCAAAUGUCCUCGUGAUGUUGAGCUUUUUCAUAAAUACAUAGCUCCUGCCCAGAAGGACAGGUUGGAACAAAUACUGAAGAACAAAUUUGUGACAAUUUCCUACAGUGAAGCAGUGGAAAUUUUGAAGCAAGCUUCUCAAACUUUCACUUUCAAGCCAGAGUGGGGCUGUGACCUCCAAACGGAACAUGAAAAGUACCUGGUGAAGCACUGUGGUGAGGUUCCCGUGUUUGUGAUUAACUACCCAUAUGACCUCAAACCUUUCUACAUGCGGGACAAUGAAGAUGGGCCUCAACACACAGUUGCAGCUGUUGACCUCCUUGUACCAGGAAUAGGGGAGUUGUGUGGAGGCAGCUUGAGAGAGGAGCGACUGCCCUUCCUUGAAUCCCGCUUACGGAGAUUAGGACUCACAGAUGCCUACCAAUGGUAUCUAGACCUUCGAAAAUUCGGCUCAGUUCCUCAUGGAGGCUUCGGAAUGGGGUUUGAACGCUACCUGCAGUACAUCUUGGGAGUUGACAAUAUCAGAGAUGUUAUUCCUUUCCCCAGGUUUUCUCACUCCUGUCUCCUGUAGCUCAUCAGUUGACUCAAUGUGGAGAAAACUGCUGGUGUGACUAUAUGUAUAUAACAUACUAGGAUAAGACAAAGUGUGUUUUAGUGGUGAAUCAAGAUAAUUUUUAUAUAGUGAAACUCUUGGUAAAUUUAAUACUGACUUAAUUGAAAAUAAUAUAUGAUCCGGUGAGAUUAUGGAAGCGGACCAGCAGUUAAUUUGAUAGCAGUUUGUGUUUUCAGUGCACUUCAGAAGUAUUAAUGAAUCCCACUUAACUAAGGGGUUAAGAUUCUUGUGAGACUAGUACAAGCUAUAAAAGUACUGAAUAAGAAUUGCUGGGAGGUAGUGGGGGUUUUAUGUGAAAUAUUAAUAAGGAGGUGUGACCUAAAAUGGACUGGGAGCCAGGACUGCUGUGAGGCUUUAAUAGACUUUAAUUAAAUGCCUGAACAGUGCUUUGAAGGUUGAGCGUUAUAAAAUUGCAAAGUAUUGUCAUGGGCUGUGAUGCAUUUGCUCUUACGAAAUAGCGACUGUAAAGCAUGAUUCUCCCCACCCUGAGUUAAAAGCAAAUACUGUUUACCUUGGAAAAAUCAACCAAGGAGAAAUGUCAUACUGGAACUGCUGGAGUGAAUUAGGUGAAUGAUGUUUGAUUUUGUGAAUCAUCAAUAAAGAUGUACGCUGGGUUGUUUUGUAA
Tyto alba (common barn owl) is the source of this 2152-nucleotide messenger RNA. It is a transcript of the gene NARS2, whose product is annotated as asparaginyl-tRNA synthetase 2, mitochondrial. The record is from RefSeq and is a predicted model, not a curated record. Gene Ontology annotation, cellular component: mitochondrion. Lineage: Eukaryota; Metazoa; Chordata; Aves; Strigiformes; Tytonidae. Bases 64 to 1485 code for a protein of 473 amino acids. Gene Ontology annotation, molecular function: ATP binding; asparagine-tRNA ligase activity; nucleic acid binding. Gene Ontology annotation, biological process: asparaginyl-tRNA aminoacylation. The transcript has 14 exons.